Molecule: messenger RNA, 240 nt
Organism: Cutaneotrichosporon cavernicola
Lineage: Eukaryota; Fungi; Basidiomycota; Tremellomycetes; Trichosporonales; Trichosporonaceae
Exons: 2
Coding region: 1-240 (79 amino acids)
Source: RefSeq, a predicted model, not a curated record
AUGUUCCGCACAGCACUCCGCACCACCGCCCCCCUUGUCCGUGUCACGCAGCUCCGCGCCGCGUCCACGUCCCAGCCACCAAAGGGCAAGCUCCGUGCUGCUUGGGACCAGGUGCCCGUCGAUGUAUACCCCCUCGUCUUCGCCGUGUCCGGCGUGUGCUGCCUCGGCAUCUUCACAAUGGGAUGGCACCUCGCAACCGACCGUCACCUCCGUCUCGUGCCUGACCGCCUCAGGUCGUAG